Messenger RNA from Fraxinus pennsylvanica, 843 nucleotides. The record is from the annotation of a GenBank genome assembly. Lineage: Eukaryota; Viridiplantae; Streptophyta; Magnoliopsida; Lamiales; Oleaceae.
AUGACUUCUCAGUCUACUCCUGUUUGUGUAUUUUCAUAUUACGACGUAAUCUUGCUUUGUUCUGCACUGGUGCUUAUAAACUCAAGAAUUAUGACUAUGCAGGUUACAACAACGUUGUCUACUCAUCUUAUUGCCAUGGCCAUUGGGGAUGACAUGGCAGAAAGCUCUGUUUCUUCUUCAAGUCUCAAUUCUGAAGAAAUUGAGGAGAGUGAAUCUGUGUUUUCACCGGAAGAUGUCGCCUGGGCAGACUCCUGCCUGAGUAAAGAUCCCUUAAUGUUCGAAAACAGUUGGAACUCUCUUAAAGAUGCAUUGUUGGAAACUCUUGAAUCCGAGCCUGACUCUUCUGCUAAGGCAAAAGACAAUGUUACCCCUGAAGGAGCCGAGAUAGGGGCUUUUCCAUUUACAUCUAUUGAAGAUUCAGGAAAUACGCAUGAUUCGGAUACAGCAACUAUUAGUACUGCUUCCAGUGAUAAGGUACCGGAACUGAACACCGGGAAUACCGAUGAUUUCUGGUCAAAAAAUGACAUGAAAUAUGUUUUCCUUCCUACAUACAAUGAGAAUUUAAAGGAUCUUGGUAAUUCUAAUCCUGAGGUGAAGUUCAUUUUUAAAGAAUCUGAAUUGGAGGAAUCAACUGAAGACAUUUUCAAGGUAUGGGAUUUAGACAUUCCCCCCUUGGAGGAUGAACUUAUUAAACAAUUGAAUAAAGCCCUAGCAGAAAGUACUUUGGAGCCAGAACCUUCUAUUCCUGACGAUUCUGAACAAUGGAAAUGCUCGAAAGACAAGUCACUUGAUGCUCUCAUUUCCGGGAUUGCUGAUCUGUCUUUGAGCUCGAGUCAGUUUUAG